Molecule: messenger RNA, 6975 nt
Organism: Ctenopharyngodon idella (grass carp)
Lineage: Eukaryota; Metazoa; Chordata; Actinopteri; Cypriniformes; Xenocyprididae
Gene: gjd6
Product: gap junction protein delta 6
Exons: 1
Coding region: 5729-6883 (384 amino acids)
Biological process (GO): cell communication
Cellular component (GO): connexin complex
Source: RefSeq, a predicted model, not a curated record
AGGUCUUCUUUGUCGCAUCUUCCUCUUUAUGAUGCGCCAAAUGUUUUCUAUGGGUGAAAGAUCUGGACUGCAGGCUGGCCAUUUCAGUACCCGGAUCCUUCUUCUACGCAGCCAUGACGUUGUAAUUGAUGCAGUAUGUGGUCUGGCAUUGUCAUGUUGGAAAAUGCAAGGUCUUCCCUGAAAGAGACGACAUCUGGAUGGGAGCAUAUGUUGUUCUAGAACUUGGAUAUACCUUUCAGCAUUGAUGGUGCCUUUCCAGAUGUGUAAGCUGCCCAUGCCACACACACUCAUGCAACCCCAUACCAUCAGAGAUGCAGGCUUCUGAACUGAGCGCUGAUAACAACUUGGGUUGUCCUUGUCCUCUUUAGUCCGGAUGACAUGGCGUCCCAGUUUUCCAAAAAGAACUUCAAAUUUUGAUUCGUCUGACCACAGAACAGUUUUCCACUUUGCCACAGUCCAUUUUAAAUAAGCCUUGGCCCAGAGAAAACGCCUGCGCUUCUGGAUCAUGUUUAGAUAUGGCUUCUUCUUUGACCUAUAGAGUUUUAGCCGGCAACGGCGAACUGGUGGAAUGGUGGAUUGUGUUCACCGACAAUGUUUUCUGGAAGUAUUCCUGAGCCCAUGUUGUGAUUUCCAUUACAGUAGCAUUCCUGUAUGUGAUGCAGUGCCGUCUAAGGGUCCGAAGAUCACGGGCAUCCAGUAUGGUUUUCCGGCCUUGACCCUUACGCACAGAGAUUGUUCCAGAUUCUCUGAAUCUUUGGAUGAUAUUAUGCACUGUAGAUGAUGAUAACUUCAAACUCUUUGCAAUUUUUCUCUGAGAAACUCCUUUCUGAUAUUGCUCCACUAUUUUUCGCUACAGCAUUGGGGGAAUUGGUGAUCCUCUGCCCAUCUUGACUUCUGAGAGACACUGCCACUCUGAGAGGCUCUUUUUAUACCCAAUCAUGUUGCCAAUUGACCUAAUAAGUUGCAAAUUGGUCCUCCAGCUGUUCCUUAUAUGUACAUUUAACUUUUCUGGCCUCUUAUUGCUACCUGUCCCAACUUUUUUGGAAUGUGUAGCUCUCAUGAAAUCCAAAAUGAGCCAAUAUUUGGCAUGACAUUUCAAAAUGUCUCACUUUCAACGUUUGAUAUGUUAUCUAUAUUCUAUUGUGAAUGAAAUAUAAGUUUAUGAGAUUUGUAAAUUAUUGCAUUCCUUUUUUAUUCACAAUUUGUACAGUGUCCCAACUUUUUUGGAAUCGGGUUUGUAAAUAUUGUGGGAAAAAAAUCUGCCAUAGUCAUAGGACAAAAUAUUCUAUACAAAAUAUAUUACAAAUAUGUUCUCUGAAAGUCUAAAUAUAUUCUUGUUGCUUCAAGUUAAUUUCUCGUUUCAAGAAUUUUUAGAUAUUUUGAAAAACAUUUACACAAAAAUACUAUAAAUAAAAUAUAUACUGUGUUGCUCUAUUUUUUCAUUUUGGUUUCUGAUUUUAGAAGGUGCAGCAGACUAAAAAGUAUUCCCUAAUAUUAGUCGUAAACUGCCAAGACAAUUUAAAUAUUCAUUAAAAUGUCUAGAAAAAGUGAUGAACCAGCGACAAUAAGAUUUAUCCUCAACAUAAGAUUUUAUAAAUAAGUUUUAAUACUAAUUCACCUAACCACAGUAAAUGUAUCAAGUUAUUUCUCUUCAGCCGUAUUUCAUCUAACAAAACAUCUACAGCACACGACAUGCAAAUAUUCAAAUAUUAACUGAAUAUGAAAUGCGUUGGUUACACAUGUGCUUGAGUGAUAAAGUUUCAGACACUGUUGACAGCUCAUCAAAGAUCAACAGGAACUCUCUGAGCACAGCCUUCCUGGAAACACAACACACUCCUACACACACACACACACACACACACACACACACACACUCCUACAGUGAUCUGAGACCUGCAUCCAUGUCUGAUAGCCAGGGGCAACGUCACAGCAAAAGUUACUGAUAAAGCCAUUAGUCAUGGUGAGUACUUCAACAUCACCGGCCCUAUGAGCCAAAUGUACUUUAUGUGUUCAGGGGAGAACAAUGGUACAUAUCGGCCUAAACGUUAUACAGUGAGCUCAAAAUAUACCUUUAAAAUACUGCCUUCAGACAACACACAGCUGAAUGGGUAAAACAUUAACUAACAGAUAUCAUCAGAUUAGGAAUUCCAAAAAAAACAAAAACAAAACUUACUGAAAAGUUGUUUAAAUAUGCAAAUUAGGCAGUAUGUAAUUAAAUAUGCACUCAUUUGCAUUAAAUUCCCAAACAGAAAUGUGAACAUUGGAUAAAGCCAGUUUCAAAAUGUUUGUUUCAUACUGUUUACAUAUUAGAGUCAAAGGUUUAUACAGAGAGGAUUUUGGAUGCCUAUUUUUAUCACUCCUUCAAUGUGAAAGUAGUCAAAAGUGCAUGAGAAAAAACUCAUUUUGAGAAAAAGGCCUGUAAAGAUUUGUAUUGUACAUGAAAUCUACAGACACAAACAGAUAAAAUGCCAUAAAAUAAACACCUAAAAGUAUAUUUUGGAUGUUUUCUUUCCACUAGUCUGAAACAACAUGUUAUGAAAAGCCAAACAAUCUCAAAAUUGACCAGUGCAUGUCUUGCCUUAAAAAAAUAGUAUAACUUAAGUAUAAUACCUUACAUUGCAAAAUUGUCAACAUACCUGUUAUUCCCAAUCAUCACAAGUGAGCACCGCGACAUCCAUCGAUGUGCAGCUUGGACUGAUGUAGUUUUGUCAUGUUGCAUAUAUAAUCUGUUAAAUUCAAUAUUCCAUGAAACCAAAUGCAUUUUGUUUGAAUUUGGCUUUGAUUAUUAAAUGAAAGAUGCCACUCACUCAAAUUAGUUUGUCAGCAUAAAGGGAAACGCACAAGGACUCUGACUAGAAGUAGCUUGAAUCUGUCAUAUGCAGAGAAGAAGAAAUGUGGUCAAAAAAAUUGAGACUCCACAGUAGAAAAUUCCAAAAAGAAAAAGAGAACUUGAUGUACUUAAAUUAACCAAAAAAAAAGAAACGGGGACACACUUAACGAUUGUAAGGCUGAUUAUGAGUGUAAUUUGAUACUUACGACCGAUCAUGCUCAAACGCACCGAGUCAGAGCCAGUUGCGUUCAGUUGGUGUUUGUUUCAAUUCCGUGUGUAAGUAUUUAAAUCUGCUACAGUCUUUGUGUGUUGAGCUCAGUCUUAGAAUGUUUUAGCUAGUCGUUAAGUGUGUCCCAGGCUUAAGUGUGUAAUGUCGCACACUCUAAGAAAAGGUUCUAUAGAACCUUAAAGGGUUCUGUCUGGCGCUUCAUUUAUAGAACCUUUUCAGGGUUCCCGUCAUGGGAUCAUCUAAUGGAUUUAGUUUUAAUAUAUUUUAUUUAAAUUCAUUUUUUAUUUCAAUUAAAUUUUAUGAAUUAAGCAGCUCAUAAACAUACUUUAUGCACUAGAAAAAAAUUGAAAUUAAACAUGAAAGACAUUUUUCCUUAUACAUGUAGAACCUUUUUUGGCACAAAACUCGCCUCUGGCUUGCUUAGUUGGGGACACUUGACUUGACAUUUGAUAUUCAACAGUGCUUUGAUCUGCCUGCAUUGACACUAUUCUUUAAGAGCUGCUGUGCAGCCAAACAAUGUACCAGUUAUCAAUGUAAAGCUGCUUUGACACAAUCUACAUUGUAAAAAGCGCUAUAUAAAUAAAGGUGACUUGACUUGACUUGACAAAACCUUUAAAAUUAAGUCAAGAACCGUAGGAUUCUAUAUAGAACCACACUGAACCUUUUUUUCCUCAAAAAAAGUGCAGCUUUCAUUACAUAGUGGAGGGGGAGGGGCUAUCAUACUCCAAUGUUGAAUGAAAAAAUAACCGUAUAAAAUUCAUACACCACACGGUUGAGUACAUUGUGAAGCUAAGCAUUUAAAAACUAGCGAUUCACACUACAGUCUCCGUGUUCACGGCAUCCCAGACACAAAUAUUUUAGUGAUUUAUAAAAGAUGAAUCACCGGGAUUUCGGUAUAGAGAUAAAGGGUAGGAUUAUAAUUUUUUUGGUAGUAUUACAUCACGUUAUGAGUGUAUAUUAGCACAAUUUGUUGUUUUCUUGGGGCAUCUGGUAGAGCGUUUGGUCCCGGAAACGGCGACACAUGACGUCAGACUUUGGCGCACAAAUGCAUAUGUGUGCAGGUGCCUAGUGCUUCUUUACAAAGUGAUAUCACCAACUACUGGCCUGGCAUGAAUAAUACAGCAUUUUUAGUCGUUUUCGAGGAUCUGUGUGAACGGGGAUUGCUUUGACAACUCUGUCAUAUGUACAAAGUUUUUUUUGUUGUGUAUACGUACCCUAAGGCCGCAUCAGAUACAUUCUUCUCUGAGAAGACAAUCCCAUAAUGCAUUGCGAUGGGCUAAAAAAGCAACUUAAGAUGCUAAACAAAGUGAGAAAAACAUUUAAAAUUAAGUUAAGUUAUAAAUAAACUUAUACACCAAAAGUAAAAUAAAAAUAAACGAAAAAUUAGACCAUUUCACCAUUUUCAGCAUUAGUGCACGCUGCUAACAACAUAACAACUCCAAGCUCUGUUGAAAUCAAUUGUGAGUUGAGUCUCUAGGAAUGCUAGUUGUAUGACGCAUGAAGCUGCUGGCAAUCUAGAGCGUUCCAAAUCAUUCAAAAUGAUACAUAGUGAGCUGUCUUACAGUCUACAUAUUUGGCUUUUAAGUUGUUUGGAAACAGAGCAACAUUUCCAAAGCCCAAUGGUUAUUGCUUUUUCUUUAGCAUCUGCUCAUGUCAGACCUUUUACGAGCUCAUAUAAAUCAACAGGGGCCAGUUAGCAGAUACAAUGAAGAUAACUGCUAUCAUGUCUAUUUUAGUUUAAGAUUCAAAAUAGCUGCUAUCACUUUUGUAAACAACCAGUAUCAUCAGUAUUAGAAACAUUUUACUUCUCCUAUAUACCUUAUUCUACACUGGUGAAAGGCAUUUGCUAUCAUACACUACCAUUCAAAAGUGUGGGGGCAGUAAGAUUUUUUUAAAAUAAAUUAAUAAUUUAAUUCAGCAAGGAUGCAUUAAUCUGAUCAAAAAUGACAGUAAAGACAUUUAUAAUGUUACAAAAGAUUUCUAUUUGCAAUAAAUGUUGCUCUUUGGAACUUCCUAUAAAUCAAAAAAAAAAAAAUUGCAUUAUGGUUUCCCCUACAAUAUUAAGCAGCGCAACAAUUUUCAACAUUUUCUGUUUCUUGAACAUUAAAUCAGCAUAUCAGAAUGAUUUCUGAAGGAUCAUGUGACACUGAAGAGUGGAGUAAUGAUGCUGAAAAUUGGUAAUCAUAAGACUUUUUUUUUUCCAAAAACAAAAAAAUCUUUCCAUCCCCAAAUUUUUGAAUGGUAUAUGAGAAAUUUUAACUCAAAUUCAAAAUGAUUACAAAGUUACAAACACGACGGACAAAAUUAUGCACUAGGCAACUAUCACAUUUUCAUUUAUCCAUUUAGCAGACAUAAGGAACAUAAGCAAUUUGUCAUAAGAGCCAACAAUAUUCAUAGCACACAAUGCCAAGUUUAAAGUAUAAGAUAGAUUAGCACAUGGAUGUAUCCACUAUCUGUGGCAUAUUUUUAAAAGCGUGGCCUUCAGAAGCAAUCCUAUCGUGUACGGCGGCAAUCUGAAAAGGAUGUAAUCUGCCGACGCUAUCUCUCCAGCAGUUUGUAAAUGGACUCUAAAGACAAGCCACAGCACCAUGUGACCAAUGUGAAGUGGCCGGCACGGUCCCAAGCGGAGGCCUUAUCUCUGAAGGAGAAAGGGAUGGCUGGGAGCAGUGAUGGCACCUUCGCUCUCUGGCCAGAGCUGUAACAUGAAAACACCCGUCCUUGCUGGCAACAGAGCUAAAGUGGAUCUAUUUCAGGUGCUGUACUUCAGGAGGCCAGCGCGUAGAGACAUGACAGAAUGGACGCUGCUCAAGCGGCUGCUGGACGCCGUGCACCAGCACUCCACCAUGAUCGGACGCCUCUGGCUCACGGUCAUGGUGAUUUUUCGCCUGCUCAUCGUGGCCGUGGCGACUGAGGACGUCUACACGGACGAGCAAGAGAUGUUUGUCUGCAACACCCUUCAACCGGGAUGUCCCAACGUCUGCUACGACGCCUUUGCCCCCAUCUCUCAGCCUCGAUUCUGGGUCUUCCAGAUCAUCACGGUGUCGACGCCUUCUCUAUGCUUCAUCAUCUACACCUGGCACAACUUAUCCAAGCAGCCAGAGGCCGAGCAGACGAGGGAAGCGUACGACCGCAGCUGCGAUUCGGAUAGCUGCUCCAUCAAGUCGCACAAGCACUUGGGUCACAGUCUUGCCGACGUCCUCGAAGGGAUCGCCAACCAGAGCGCCCAGAAAAGCUCGCAGGCGUUGCGGGAGAUGGGCGCUCCAUCCAAAGGCUCCUUGGGAGUCCUUUCAAAGUACUACAUCUUCCACGUGUGCUUCCGUGCCGUGCUCGAGGUCGCUUUCGUGGUGGCGCAAUGGCUCCUUUUCGGUUUCCACGUUCCCGCUCACUUCGUGUGCACAGCUUCUCCUUGCAUGCAGAGGGUCGACUGCUACGUCUCACGUCCCACCGAGAAAACCAUCUUCCUGAUCUUCAUGUUUUGCGUGGGUGUUUUCUGCAUCUUCCUCAACUUCUUGGAGCUCAACCAUCUGGGCUGGAAGAUGAUCAAGAAGUCGAUGCUCAUCAAGGACAGCUCCUGGAGGGGAUACGGCACUAUAAACCAAGACUCGCAGUCCAUAGCCUCUCUGACUUUCAGAGACGUGACCAGCACCACCUCGCUACCUACCCUAGAUCUGGUAGUGGACCACCAGCCGGACUGGAUCUGUGCUGGGAACUGCUCAACGAAGAAAGACAAGGACACCUACAGAGGAACGCAAUCGCUCAAGGGGAAAUCGCAGCCGAGCAAAGAAAGAAAAUCAAAACAAAGGAGCACUGAGGUUUGGAUAUAAACUCAAUUAUGGACAAUAUGAAGAGUCAUAAAGGAUUAGUUCACUUCAGAAUUAAAAUUUCCUGAUAAUUUACUCACCUCCAUGUCAUCCAA